Molecule: messenger RNA, 510 nt
Organism: Stylonychia lemnae
Lineage: Eukaryota; Ciliophora; Spirotrichea; Sporadotrichida; Oxytrichidae
Source: the annotation of a GenBank genome assembly
AUGACAGAUUCUGUAAAAGACAAAAAAUUGAUGGCACACCCUAAUAAAUAGAGAAUCUUUACAAAUAUAGGAGCAUUUAAGAUUGGCAGGAUACUUCUCGGUAUUUGCGCACUCUUGACAUGCUUUUCUAUGUUCACUGAUGUCCAAAUAUUGAAAUACCAAACUAAUCUGGCUUACAUUGAUUAAAAAGUUUUAAAUGGAUCUUUUGCAAAGAUUGGUGGAGGAAACUUAGAUUUAUACUUGUACUUCAUAAUGUUAAUUAGAUCUCUGUUCAUCAUAGCAGCAAUCUUUAUUAUAUUCUUCAAUUUCAGAUGUUUUGGAUCAUGCACUUUAUUACUGUCCUAGGGAUUAGUCAUGCUCAUUGAUAAUGCUAGCAUUUGCCCAUCAGAAUUCGGUUAAAAUCCAUCAUACAGAAAUGAAAAGAUUAACAAUAUUGCUAGUUAAUUCGCUAUGAUUGGGGCAGUUCUUAUUUACUUAACAGAUAAAGGUAAACCAUAGCAAAAUGCCUGA